Molecule: messenger RNA, 1996 nt
Organism: Gadus morhua (Atlantic cod)
Lineage: Eukaryota; Metazoa; Chordata; Actinopteri; Gadiformes; Gadidae
Gene: edn3b
Product: endothelin 3b
Exons: 4
Coding region: 362-868 (168 amino acids)
Biological process (GO): regulation of systemic arterial blood pressure by endothelin; intracellular calcium ion homeostasis; vein smooth muscle contraction
Cellular component (GO): extracellular region
Molecular function (GO): hormone activity; endothelin B receptor binding
Source: RefSeq, a predicted model, not a curated record
CAUUGAGUCAAGUAUCGUUGCACCGUCGCGCACACUUCAAAGCGGUGAGGCGAGAGACGAGAGAUAACACACCGCUGCUCAUCACCUAUUUUUUCAUACAGGCUGUCUACAAAAAAAGAAUACUUAAAACGAGUUAUUCGGAUAUCAUUUCACACAACGUAAGGAUUUAUGUGGGGCACUAAAAAAGUAAAAAUAUUGCGCUAAAUAUAUUGGCGUAUAGAGGAACUAUGAUGGAUCCGGAGCACAUUUACUGACUAUUUUUCUUCUCUUAACAUCUUCUAACUCGACUUUCCGAAUGUCUUCAUGGGACAUUAAAAUGUGUGCUGCAUCUUCAUAAUCGGAAAUUUGGCGAAUUGCUGAUAUGUCAAGGAUAUCAAUUAACCCCCGGAUCGCAUUUAUCCUGGGACUCACGUUCAUGUUCUUACAAGUUGUUUCCCUGGUCCCGGUAGAGUCAGGAGGUGAACCAGGUGUCCGUCGCGAGGAACCGGGAGGAGUCGGUUCUAAGCUCCGGGGGUCCUCGGAGUCCCCGGCGGAGACAGGGGCCAAGUCAAGACCCAAACGCUGCACGUGCUACUCCUACAAGGACAAGGAGUGUGUGUACUACUGUCACUUGGAUAUUAUCUGGAUCAACACUCCUGAGCGCACCGUCCCCUACGGGAUGUCCAGCUACCUCGGGCCCCAGCGGCUGAGGCGCGCGGCCGGCGCAGUGACCCGGGACGAGGGGGAGACGGGGGAGACGGGAGCUGACGGCCGGACGGCUCAGCGCUGCGUUUGUGACGGGCUGAAGUCUGAUCAGCGGUGCCUUGACUUCUGUCACUCAAGCGUGCCGGAGAGGAGCAAGGGCCUCAGGGGCCCGGGCCCAGGAUGACCACCCUAAGGUCGUUUCCUUUGGGGGGGGGGGGACUCGCUCUGCUCCUUGCAUCCCCCCCCCCCCCCCCCUCCUCCCUGCUCCUACCACUCCACCCAGCUAUCCACUUUGGCACUCAGAACAAAAGACUCCCUUCUUACUCCCGGAGGGGAGAGGAAGGCAGCAGCAGACAUUCCUCCUCCCCAUAACUCCCAGGACGAGUUCCGUCAGGCAGCGGGCACUCCGCGGGUUCACCGCACGGCGGAGCCCAGCCCCCCCGGGGCCGUGGGAGUCCUGCUGCCCGGUUCCUCUGAGCGGGGAACCGUCACCUCCGGCUGUGUUCUCAGACAGCGGAGUCGGCUGAAUCACGCUCACGUUGGGGAAACAGCAACAUGUGCAAAAAGGAAUCACAGAACAGUCGGACCGUUGAGGUCUUUGGUCCUGCUUUUAGACCGACGGAGAACCCGAAUCCCAGACCGAUGAAUGCUAACACGCUCUUCCGCUAGCGUUAGCCUAGCGAGGCGGUUUAGGCUAGCGUGAAGAUUUGUGAUUCUGUCGCUGUCUGGUUCUCUGUGGUCGGUAAUCUACUGGGGAAUAAUUAACAACAUAUAUAUCCAACCCUUUGUCAGCUAUCAGUUAUUUGGGACCUUUGAUGUCACGGUUGACUUGUCAACGUGACGAGAGAGAGCGGACAGAGACAGGAAUAUGUACACGACUAGCAACUGGUCCAGGAUGGGGUCCAUGUUUUGUGUUAUGACAACCACUGUUAGCUCAAACAUUUUCAGCUCCCCCUGCCUGAAUUCAAUUAGAAUGUUUAGUUAUAAGUAUCUUAUAGUGUAAUUGUCAAUAUAUAAUCAAUGAUGUUUUAUACUGAGAGUUUAUUUUGCACAUUUUGAUUUAUUUCUUUGUUUUUGCUCUUUCACAUGUGCCCACUAUAAUGCCAAUGAUAUGACAUAAUGGACAUUUGUGUAAACAUAAUAAUAUGCACAUUUUAAAUGAAUAUUUCUCAACACAUACCAUCACAUGUAUCUACAUCGACACAAACAUUGUUUUGUUAUGAACUUUGUAUUAUCCAGAACCAAAAGGUAGUAAAUCCAAAUAAGGGCCACAGUAUUUUAAAUGUAUUUUCUAUAUAAUUUAAAUAAAAUA